AUGAAAUUCUCAUUACAAGAAACAUUGUCUGGAAAAGUAGAUGAACGAGAUGUAGUUUAUUCAAAGAGAGAGAUUGAUGUAAUGAUUAAUUUUGUUGAUUUUAUUAUGACAGAUGCAAGAGAUAUUUUACCUAUUUUAUUUGAGGACCAAGACAAACAAGAAAUUUUAGCUUCUGCAGCAUUAGACUUACAAUAUUAUAUUCAUAAAGGAGUUUGGUUUUUAAUGAAUUUUGUAAGAGAAGAAUUUUCUAAUGCUCAAAGUGAAGGAGAAUUAUUUUUGGAUGAUUCAGUUGCUUCUAUUGUCUCUAAAUGUUUCUUUUUAAAAGUAGGAAAAACAUUUAUAAAGAGAUAUUUCUCAAAAUACUUUAGUCAAUUAUUAGCUGAAAAGUUAGAUUUUGAAAUUGAUGAUUAUAAAAUUACAGAUGAAAAGAUUAUCGAAAGAAAUGCUCAAAGUUUGAUUAGAAAAACAAAUGAACUUCUUCAAAUUAUUUAUUCAACAAUGGACCAAUUACCUCACGGUGUAAAGAUUAUUGCCAAGAUGCAUUCAGAAUUAAUUAAAGAAUAUUUCCCACAACUGUCACAAUACUCUAGACUCAAUUUAACUGCUAUUUAUAUUGUUAACUCAUUUUACAUUCAAGCAUUAAUGAACCCAGAAAAAUAUGGUCUUUGUUCUAACGAACAAAUAACUUUGAAAAAUAAAAGAAAUUUAGCUUUAUUAUCUAAAGUACUUCAAACCCUUAUUAUUGGUAAUGGAUAUCAAGGAAAAGGAGCUGAUUAUAUGAAAAAAGUAGAUGUUAUUCUUAAGAGUCACACUCAACCAUUUCAUGACAAAGUAGUAUCUCUCAUUAUUUCUUCACAAGGUCUUCCAUAUACAAUAUUAUUAGAUGACAAUCUUAACAUUUCUAACGAAGCUAUUUCUGUAUUACAUAUGGAAUUAUGUCAUAAAAGUGCUGAAAUUAUUAGAAUGUUUCCAACUGAUAUUUCAGAGCAAUUCUGUAGAUUUAUGGUUGCAAUUGGAGAGCAUAAAGACAAACUUGACUUCUUGUUUGAUUUUACUUUAGACCAACAAAGGUUGAUUAAAAAUUUCUUGGAAGAAAAAGGAUUAGAAGGUGUUUAUAUUGCAAAAAUAGAUAUUAAUGAGCAUGAAGGAGGAGAUAAAAAGAAAAAAAAGAAAGAACAAACAAUCAAUGGAUUCAUUAUUGUUUCAUUACACAACAUUUGGUUCUUAAAUUCUGUUGGAGAGAUUGAAGCUUCAUUUAAUUGUUUAUCCCUUAUUAAAGUUAAAAUUGAAGAUGACAUUAUUACUUUUGAAAAUAAUAAAGGAGAUAAAAUCGAACGACUCACUGGUACUACAACUAGAGGUCAUGAAAUUAUUAUUUCUAUGAUUCGUUCAUUUAAGUCAAGUUUCCCUGAGGAAAAGUUAUUAUUUGAAAUUGAAGCUCCACAAAACCAAAUGAAUUUGUUUAACAACAUUUAUUCAAUGAGAACAUUUACUAAAUGCGGUGGGUUUACUGGAGUUUAUGAGGCACAAUGUACUUUUAGAGGAUUUAAUUGCAAUCAAUCUGUAAGAUGGGCAAUUGAAAAUGCUAAAGAACAUGAUAAAGAAAGUCAUCAUAUGAAAGUGUCACGUUUUUAUAACGGUGAUUUAAAUUCAAAAGAAGAUAACUUGACUGCAAUAGAUUUGAUUCCAAUUUUCUUUACAUUACAAUCAAAUAAUUAUUUCACUAAAGUAACAGUAGAAAAUAUGAACUUAAUUAAAUGUUUUGAUGGAUUGAAAGAAUACCUAAGAACUAAUAAAGUUAUUCGAUCUUUAAGACUUAGAAAUAUUGAUAUUGGAAAGGGAUGGGAAAGUCUUAUUGAAAGUUAUAUUAAAAAUGAACAUCAUCCUUUAAGAGUCCUUGAUGUUUCUGAUAAUUCCAUAGAUGAAAAGGCUAUUAUUUUAAUAAGUUCAUUAGUAUCGAAAUAUAACUUAGAAUCUCUUUACAUUGCUAAUGUUCUUAACUCAGAAAAAUUGUCAGGAGCUCUUAUUCAAGACUGGAAACGUUUAAUGGAUGAAAAAAUACAUUUAAAAAAAAUAGAUAUUUCUGGUGCUAAACUAACAACUGCUGGAAUCGAAUUUAUUGCAUCUCAAUUUGCAAUUAACUUCCCUGAUCUUGAAAAAAUUUAUCUUAGAGACAUUGCUGUUCCUAAAACUUCUUCUAUGUUACGGUUCCUUGAAACUAUGAAAGGGCUUAGAGUUUUAGACCUUUCUGGAAUGAAACUCUCAUUAAAGGUAAUUGAUAAAACAUCUCAAGACCUCCAAGAAUACAUUCAUUGUUGUAAUCAUUUAGAAAGCGUUAUCAUGAACAGAGUUAUUUUACCAGGAGAUGUCUUGAAAAAUAUUAUUAAAGAAUUUAGAAGUGAAAAAGUAAAUAUUCAUUUAAGACAAUCUGAAUUUACCGUUGACAGUGUUAAAACAUUUAGCACAGUUUUUAUUGGUUUAGAAUCAGUUCAACAUUUGGAUAUUUCAGAUUGUGGAAUUGCUGAAGAAGGAAUGGUUUAUUUGUUGGAGUCAUUAUGUCAAAAUACAAUUAUUGAGUCAAUAGACUUAUCUCAAAAUUUAUUCAAUCAAGGAAAUAAAGACAAUAUAGUUAAAGCCUUAGUUAAGUUGAUUAACGGAGGAACUGGUCUUAAAAAGUUAAGAAUUGCUGGUGGUUUGAAACAAACACAACAACUAGGAACUUCUAUUGUUCCAAUUUUCGAUGCAUUAGCAAAUAACAGAACAAUUAGAGAAUUUGAUUGUAGUAAUCAUAUGUUUGGUAAUAAAGGGGCUUUUGCUUUAGCUAAUUUAAUUACAGUUAAUGAUACCUUGCAGGUAAUCAACUGGGAUGGAAAUUCUAUUGGUAUGAAUGGUUUAAAGGCUAUUGCUGAAGCUCUUAGAAUCAACACUGUUUUGAAGGAAUUCAAAUUCCCUAUUUCUGAUUGUGGUAAACUAGAAGAUGUAGAGAGUGUUAGAAAAGUGUUAAGCAGUAUGGUUACUUCUCUCAACGUCAUAGAAUCUCGUCCUCACUAA
Molecule: messenger RNA, 3051 nt
Organism: Entamoeba nuttalli P19
Lineage: Eukaryota; Evosea; Mastigamoebida; Endamoebidae
Product: GTPase-activator protein for Ras family GTPase
Exons: 1
Coding region: 1-3051 (1016 amino acids)
Biological process (GO): regulation of GTPase activity
Molecular function (GO): protein binding
Source: RefSeq, a predicted model, not a curated record